AUGAAAACGAAUAGGAUUACAGUUGUUACGCACAAUAUCGUCAAAGUUCACAAUUCUCCUUCGAUCGAUCCUAGUUUAGUCGUUCAAAAAAUGGGCGAGCCAACACACACUUCAUAUUUCAGUAAUCGAAAGAGAAAAGUUCUAUGUGCCGCAGUAUUCGUCGUAGUUGUUGUACUAGUCAUGUUGAACAUUCUGAUCCCGAUAGUUGUUGUUAGAAGGAACAAAACACACUCAUCUUCGUUAAUAGCAUCAACACCGACGGUGAUAACAACAACAAUGAUCACUGGAUCAAGUACAAUUACAGAGGAAGGUCAAGUAUCACUUGUUGCCGUGAAGAAAAGCGUUAAAGGUGUACAUCAUACAGUUAUGGGUGGUAGUAGUAUGGAAGCAGGAGCCGGUGAUGAUUCGGGACAUUAUUUACCAUAUAACACUCCAGCUAAGGCUUGUGAUAACGAUUUAACAACUAAAUAUGUGAGUUUCGGACCAUGUUAUUUGUAUAAGGAUGGUGAUAUGUGUGGAUUGAAUACUGGUUUUUAUCUUGAACUACAACAUGGUCCAACAAUAGUCAACGCACUACGAAUCUGUACAGCCAACGACUCUGCAGAAAGAGAUCCAACGGUUGUAUCGUUAGAAGGGAGUCAUAUCUCAGGGAUACCAUUGAUUCGUGGCACAAGUUGGACUCCGUUGUAUAAAGGUGCUAGCGGACUUGAGAAAGAUCCUGGACGAAGCAAAUGUGGUCCCAUUCAACAUUUUGAUAAUGCAAUCAAAUACAAAAGCUAUCGCUUUCUUGUCUCUGGCAAGCGAAGUGUCUCGAACAGUGUUCAAUAUUCUGAAGUACAAUUAUAUAAAUUUUGA
Adineta ricciae is the source of this 855-nucleotide messenger RNA. NCBI's taxonomy places the organism in Eukaryota, Metazoa, Rotifera, Eurotatoria, Adinetida, Adinetidae. The record is from the annotation of a GenBank genome assembly.